AAGCCCGGGUUCCACUAAAUCAAUCGGCACGCCAAAAUCGACGUGCCAUGCCCAGCGAAAGAUUGGACAUGACCAUAUCCAACACGGCAAAUACCCAUUGUUUCCAGCUCCACAAACUAAUCAGAGCACCGACCGGACGAUCGAUUAGACCGUCCGGGGAACUCGCCCUGUUGCUCGACCUGGCCGUUGCUCGUACUCGUUGGCACGUCGCGUUGACGCGGAUGACAUCCAUGCGUCCGACCUCUGCCUAUAUAAGGAUCGAGGAGGGAGGAGGAGCGCGCACAUCUGAUCUUCUCGCGUGUCUCUCUCUGUUCUUUUUCCUUCGGGUCAUAGAGUGGUGCGUACUGGCAGAGUGGCGGGGGAGGAGAGACCAUGCUGGAAGGGAAGGCGAUGGUGGAGGACACCGACAUGCCGGUGAAGAUGCAGGCGCAGGCGAUGUCGGCGGCGUCCAGGGCCCUCGACCGCUUCGACGUCAGCGACUGCCGGAGCAUCGCGGCGGUCAUCAAGAAGGAGUUCGACGCGAUCCAUGGGCCGGGAUGGCAGUGCGUAGUCGGCUCCAGCUUCGGCUGCUACUUCACGCACAGCAAGGGAAGCUUCAUCUACUUCAAGCUGGAGUCGCUCAGGUUCCUCGUCUUCAAAGGGGCGGCAGCAUAACAGCUAACAACCACGGUUCGCAACCAGGCUAAUCAGCUGCGCUAUACCGUCUUUUUCCCUCUCCGGUGUUGAUGGCGACGAGGCGGCAGCAAGCGUGAAGGUGAAAUGUACUCACAGGAUAAGAUGUAACGUAGUGGAAGAUGAGGCUGCAAGGAGGGGGUGCGGCUAUGUUUGAUCAAUUGCUGGUCAAACGUGCCACGGUGCUACUACUUUGUACGCAUGUGUAUAUGAAAUUCAUACCGACCAACUGAUUCAAAAUUGGUAUUGCAAUAAAUUGUUGAAAUUUUAGGGGAUCA
Messenger RNA from Phragmites australis (common reed), 950 nucleotides. RefSeq lists its product as uncharacterized. The record is from RefSeq and is a predicted model, not a curated record. The transcript has 2 exons. Gene Ontology annotation, molecular function: dynein intermediate chain binding; dynein light intermediate chain binding. Gene Ontology annotation, cellular component: dynein complex. The coding region runs from base 373 to 654 and encodes 93 amino acids. Lineage: Eukaryota; Viridiplantae; Streptophyta; Magnoliopsida; Poales; Poaceae. Gene Ontology annotation, biological process: microtubule-based process.